Messenger RNA from Lasiosphaeria miniovina, 1062 nucleotides. RefSeq lists its product as uncharacterized. Lineage: Eukaryota; Fungi; Ascomycota; Sordariomycetes; Sordariales; Lasiosphaeriaceae. Bases 136 to 705 code for a protein of 189 amino acids. The transcript has 2 exons. The record is from RefSeq and is a predicted model, not a curated record.
ACGGCAUUUCAAGCCUGCAGGCAAAUCCAGGCAGUCGCAUGAUCGCAGGUUCUGGAACCACGGAUCCCCUGAGUGUCUUGGCUAUUGUGGCCGCAGUGGUCCAGUUUGCGGACUUCGGUGUGCGCUUGCUAGGAAAUGGGGGUCGGCCUAAACCACAGGACCAAAGCCAUGAAGGCAAUUUUGCUUUGCCUUUGGGACGAUGCAAAGAAAACCAAGAAACGCGAGCAGCAAUUCAGUCCCCAACUGAACAAAGUUAUGGGUAGCUUUCCAGACUGGCUGGAGAGGCCUUCAGAUUCCACCUACUGGAUGACAGGAAAGCCUAGUUCGGGAAAGUCGACACUCAUGAAGUCUAUACUUGCACAACCUCAACUUCAAUCCUACCUCGAGAAGUGGGCAGGAGGUUUACCCCUUGUCGUCGUGACGUUCUACGCUUGGCAUGCGGGCUUUACCCUGCAAAAGUCCUUCUCCGGGCUGAAGAGAACCUUGCUCGUCCAGGCAUUGCAUAGCCACCCCAGGCUGCUGACAAUCGUAGUUCCACGACGAUGGGCAGUCGUGCAGAUCCUUCGAGGGAAUACUACUUUCCCGCUGUGGGAAAAUUGGGAGGUUGACGAAAGCUUUGACGCCCUGUUGUCCGAAAGCGGCAAAAGUCUGCGGCUCGUCAUUUUCAUUGACGGGCUAGACGAGUUUGAUGUCGACGCCAACUAGAUUGUACAACUGGUCAGCCGCAUCACAUCGUCCUCUGGUGACGGAGCCAAGGCCUGUGUGGCAAGCCGACCUUUGGUGGAGUUUGAUGACGCAUAUGGGGACUCGGCGAGUCUCCAGAUCCAUCUCUUGACUGGCCGGGACAUGAAACUCUACGUGGAUAGCCGGUUCAGAGAUUGCAAGGAAUUCAGUGAUCUCAAUACUAUUCAUCCAAGUGAAGCGACCCGCCUGUUGGGAGACUUGGUACACAGGGCGAGCGGAGUUUUCAUUUGGCUUCGGGUUAUCGUUGAUGCCCUCGUCGAUUCUGCCACACAAGGGUCCGGCAUUUUCGAGCUCCACGAUAUUUUGGAGAGCCUCCCC